Salvelinus fontinalis (brook trout) is the source of this 9660-nucleotide messenger RNA. RefSeq names its product mucin-4-like. The record is from RefSeq and is a predicted model, not a curated record. The transcript has 6 exons. The annotation marks the transcript as partial. Lineage: Eukaryota; Metazoa; Chordata; Actinopteri; Salmoniformes; Salmonidae.
AACGGUCUUUACUCAUCAUUGGGAAAGGUAGGACAAACGGCCUUUACUUAUCAUUGGGAAAGGUAGGCCAAACGGCCUUUACUUAUCAUUGGGAAAGGUAGGACAAACGGUCUUUACUCAUCAUUGGGAAAGGUAGGCCAAAAGGCCUUUACUCAUCAUUGGGAAAGGUAGGAUGUGUUUUGGACAUAUCCUUUCUGUGCUCCAGCAAUUUACGAACAGAUGCCUCCUUCCAUCAGCCGUAUGCACCUUGUUCAGUAUCUGUCACUUUACAGUACUGUAGUUCAUGAUCUGGUUUUACUUACUUUAUGACAUUCCUCCUCGUUCUUAUAGGCUGGAGCAGACUUAGUCUCAAAAUAAGACGGGUUUAAAAUAGUUUUAGCCUGUUAAAGCAGGGUUUCCCAAACCUUUCUUUUUCAAGGUGAAGGGGGAGGUUCGGACAGAGCUAAAGGACGUCCAUUUUUUUUGCACUGAUCACAGACGUGGUCAAGUGUAAAUAUGACUUCUUACAUGAGCCUGACAGUGCAUGUCACGAAAGACUGAACACUAUCUCAGGCUAACACAGUUUGGAAAGCAAUUGGCUAUUGCUUCAAAGAGAAGACAAUGAAAAGACUUAUCUGUCUUUUAGUUAUCAAAAUUCUCAACUUAAUUGAGCGAACAGUAUUUUUGCCAUUGGCUAUAUCCCCGGUGAGUGUGCAUAUUCACUUUCUUUAUCCCUGGGUCAGUGCCACUUGAAAGUCAUAUUGAAAAAGAUUCUGCUAAUCUCUAUAGUCAUAUAAAGUGUAGUAGAAUUGCAUGAUAAAAAAUAUUUUAACAAGGGGGGGAAAAAAUCCUGUAAAGAGAAACAUAUCUGACAUAGCCUAGCCUAGCCUUACUCCACCACGCGCUGCAUUGAACAGCCGUUUUUUUGUGAACAGUGAUUGAGUUAUAUUAUUAACCUAAAUGAUGACUAUCCAAUUUACUAAUCACAUUAGCAAUAGUCAGCUAUCUUACAAAAGUCUGUAAAUGUGAUGAUGCAUAGAAUGCUUUAUUUAUUUUUUUAUGGUGAAAAUGAGCUUCCCCUUAACUUGAGACUCGCGCGCCUAUGAGCAAGACAGUUAGGCCUAAACACUCCGUUUUCCUUUGCUAAUGUUUCCCCCGUCCGUCCGUCGGCUGUCAGUUAUGUCGAUGACUGUGUACAUACCGCACGUCAAUCACCGACACCGGAAGUCCCAUGACCGUCACAGCCCUAAUUGUAUGCUUGAGUUUGUUCAAGAGAGGCUUUGACGCCAGAUUUGAGCAGAUCUUGCUUUAGUUUUCCUCAGCCUGUGUUUUGUUUCUCUCUCCUUUUCCUGUUAGAUGGUGAUGCUGCUUCUCUCCAGAGGAGCCAACAUUAAUGCUUUUGACAAGAAGGACCGCCGAGCAAUCCACUGGGCUGCUUACAUGGGGCACAUUGAGGUGGUGAAACUGCUGGCCUCUCAUGGAUCAGAGGUGUCCUGUAAAGACAAGAAGGCCUACACCCCUCUCCACUCUGCAGCCUCCAGCGGCAUGAUCAGCAUAGUCAAGUACCUCCUGGACCUUGGGGUGGAUAUCCACAGAUGAAGCAAUCUCAAUUGAGAGGGGAAAUACCUAUGUGAGAAUACUGUUCAUAGACUACAGCCCAGCAUUCAACACCAUAGUCCCCUCCAAGCUAGGGACCUUGGGACUGAAGACCUCCUUCUGCAACUGGAUGCUGGACUUUCUGACGGGCCGGCCCCAGGUGGUGAGGAUAGGCAAGAACACCUCUGCCACACUGACCUUCAACACGGGAGGCCCUCAGGGAUGCGUGCUUAGUCCCCUCUUGUACUCCCUGUUCACCCAUGACUGUGUGGCCACACACGACUCCAACACCAUCAUCAAGUUUGCUGACGACACGAAGGCGAUGAGAGGUCAGAGACUUGGCAUUGUGGUGCCAGGACAACCUCUUCCUCAAUGUCAGUAAGACCAAGGAGCUGAUCGUGGACUAUAGGAGCAAGAGGGGAGAGCACGUCCCCAUCCACAUCAACAGGGCUGUUAAAGGGUCUUGCUCUGACCCUACCCACAAUCCCUAGACUGUAUACAAACCAUAUUCACACACACACACACUACAUUCACACUCCCACACAAAAUCCACACACACACAAACCGACACAACCCAAACACACAUGCGUACACAUUACACACUCUCACAAACAAACACACACCUUUACACUCAUUUGCUGCUGCUGCUCUGUUCUUUAUUUUGCUCUUAUUAUUAUUAUCUAUCCUGAUGCCUAGUCACUUUACCCUGCCUUGUACAUAUCUACCUCAAAUACCUCGUACCCCUGCACACUGAUUUGGAACUGGUACUCCUUGUAUAUAGCUUUAUUAUUGGGUAUUUUAUUACACCGUUACAAUAUAUACAGUACCAGUCAAAAGUUUGGACACACCUAUUCAUUCCAGGGUUUCUUUAUUUUUUACAAUUUUCUACAUUGUAGAACAUCAAAAGUAUGAAAUACUACAUAAGGAAUCCUGUAGUAACCAAAAAAAUCGAAAUAUAUUUUAUAUUUGAGAUUCUUCAAAGUAGCCACCCUUUUCCUUGAUGACAGCUUUGCACACUCUUGGCAUUCUCUCAAUCAGCUUCAUGAGGGACUCACCUGGAAUGCAUUUCAAUUAACAGCUGUGCCUUGUUCAAAGUUAAUUUGUGGAAUUUAUUUCCUUAGUGCUUUUGAGCCAAUCACUUGUUUUGUGACAAGGUAGGGGUGGUAUACAGAAGAUAGCCCUAUUUGGUAAAAUACCAAGUCCAUAUUAUGGCAAGAACAGCUCAAAUAAGCAAAGAGAAACGAAAGUCUAAUAUUAUUUUAAGCCAUGAAGUUCAGUCAAUCCGGAAAAUUUCAAAAACUUUGAACGUUUCUUCAAGUGCAGUCACAAAAUCCAUCAAGCGCUAGACCCAGAGUUACCUCUGCUGUAAAGUUCAAGUAACAGACACAUCUCAACACUAGCUUGGAGAUCCCUUACAGGAUGUCUGUCACCCCACUGAGCCCCUCCUACAGUUUAGGGGUCACACCCACUUGAAUGUUCUUCAUAUGACGAACCUCCACCAGCCGAGUCUCCAACAGAGCAAAUGAGGAAAAUAUGAUAUAUUAUGGUUUAUGUUAGUAACAAUACAAUAUGGGAAUUUUAUCCCAAAGCUACCUACAGCUAACAUAUAUAUUUAUGUAUGUGAUCUAUGUAAAUAAAGGAGUAUAACACAGUUGUAAAACUGUGAAGGACUAUAUGGUGGAGGCCUACCCAUUUCCCAGGAGCAUUGUAAAAAGUGGCUUUGGGUACAGUGUUUAUUUUCCCCCUAAUAUCUUUGAAGAUUACACCUAAAAUAAUUAGGGCUACUUCUUUCUACUGCUGAUCUGAGACCAUUAGGGUUAAACACUACAGAUAUAAAUGCAAUAUAUGGAGUAGAAAAGAUUGCCUGCCCACCAAAGAAUCAACAUACGUUCUACAUGGUCUAUUUCUAUCUGAAUGUAACACCUCAAUCAAGCUUGUUAAUUGAUCGUUAAGUCCUGUUUGUCAGGUAAAAGGUCAUUAGUGGCCUAUAUAAGCCUCAUACAGGCCACAGGAAGACAUUACCUGUUGAUAACACAGACUAUUCUCAUGAUCAUGGGAUGUGUGAGAGAAUUACUGCUCUUUGUGAUGACUGUGGGGGUUUUAAAAGUUUCUUGUUACCCUGUUGGAAAGUCCCAGAAGCAAGAGCAAGUCUCUCUGCAGAGCAGACUUGGAGAGCUGUCAUCAAAUGACGUCUCCAUUGUGCAUGCCCUGGCCUUGCUCCGAUCCAUAGGGUCUGACGCUAAACAAGACAGAAGGUACGAGUAUUUAGAGACUAAUGAAGUAGAAUCCCAAGCUUCUCCAAACCAUGGUAGCUCUACGGCAAAUGAUGCCCUGUCCUCUGACGACGCUACCUCUGAAGCUGCCCCUGGCCCGUCUGACGACGCUACCUCUGAAGCUGCCCCUGGCCCGUCUGACGACGCUACCUCUGAAGCUGCCCCUGGCCCGUCUGACGACGCUACCUCUGAAGCUGCCCCUGGCCCGUCUGACGACGCUACCUCUGAAGCUGCCACUGGCCCGUCUGACGACGCUACCUCUGAAGCUGCCACUGGCCCGUCUGACGACGCUACCUCUGAAGCUGCCACUGGCCCGUCUGACGACGCUACCUCUGAAGCUGCCACUGGCCCGUCUGACGACGCUACCUCUGAAGCUGCCACUGGCCCGUCUGACGACGCUACCUCUGAAGCUGCCACUGGCCCGUCUGACGACGCUACCUCUGAAGCUGCCACUGGCCCGUCUGACGACGCUACCUCUGAAGCUGCCACUGGCCCGUCUGACGACGCUACCUCUGAAGCUGCCACUGGCCCGUCUGACGACGCUACCUCUGAAGCUGCCACUGGCCCGUCUGACGACGCUACCUCUGAAGCUGCCACUGGCCCGUCUGACGACGCUACCUCUGAAGCUGCCACUGGCCCGUCUGACGACGCUACCUCUGAAGCUGCCACUGGCCCGUCUGACGACGCUACCUCUGAAGCUGCCACUGGCCCGUCUGACGACGCUACCUCUGAAGCUGCCACUGGCCCGUCUGACGACGCUACCUCUGAAGCUGCCACUGGCCCGUCUGACGACGCUACCUCUGAAGCUGCCACUGGCCCGUCUGACGACGCUACCUCUGAAGCUGCCACUGGCCCGUCUGACGACGCUACCUCUGAAGCUGCCACUGGCCCGUCUGACGACGCUACCUCUGAAGCUGCCACUGGCCCGUCUGACGACGCUACCUCUGAAGCUGCCACUGGCCCGUCUGACGACGUUACCUCUGAAGCUGCCACUGGCCCGUCAGACGACGCUACCGCUGAAGCUGCCACUGUCCCGUCUGACGACGCUACCGCUGAAGCUGCCACUGUCCCGUCUGACGACGCUACCGCUGAAGCUGCCACUGUCCCGUCUGACGACGCUACCUCUGAAGCUGCCACUGUCCCGUCUGACGACGCUACCUCUGAAGCUGCCACUGUCCCGUCUGACGACGCUACCUCUGAAGCUGCCACUGUCCCGUCUGACGACGCUACCUCUGAAGCUGCCACUGUCCCGUCUGACGACGCUACCUCUGAAGCUGCCACUGUCCCGUCUGACGACGCUACCUCUGAAGCUGCCACUGUCCCGUCUGACGACGCUACCUCUGAAGCUGCCACUGUCCCGUCUGACGACGCUACCUCUGAAGCUGCCCCUGUCCCGUCUGACGACGCUACCGCUGAAGCUGCCACUGUCCCGUCUGACGACGCUACCGCUGAAGCUGCCACUGUCCCGUCUGACGACGCUACCGCUGAAGCUGCCACUGUCCCGUCUGACGACGCUACCUCUGAAGCUGCCACUGUCCCGUCUGACGACGCUACCUCUGAAGCUGCCACUGUCCCGUCUGACGACGCUGCCACUGUCCCGUCUGACGACGCUACCUCUGAAGCUGCCACUGUCCCGUCUGACGACGCUACCUCUGAAGCUGCCACUGUCCCGUCUGACGACGCUACCUCUGAAGCUGCCACUGUCCCGUCUGACGACGCUACCUCUGAAGCUGCCACUGUCCCGUCUGACGACGCUACCUCUGAAGCUGCCACUGUCCCGUCUGACGACGCUACCUCUGAAGCUGCCACUGGUCCGUCUGACGAUCCUACCGCCACCUCUGAAGCUGCCACUGGCCCGUCUGACGAUCCUACCGCCACCUCUGAAGCUGCCCCUGGCCCGUCUGACGACGCUACCUCUGAAGCUGCCCCUGGCCCGUCUGACGACGCUACCUCUGAAGCUGCCCCUGGCCCGUCUGACGACGCUACCUCUGAAGCUGCCCCUGGCCCGUCUGACGACGCUACCUCUGAAGCUGCCACUGGCCCGUCUGACGACGCUACCUCUGAAGCUGCCACUGGCCCGUCUGACGACGCUACCUCUGAAGCUGCCACUGGCCCGUCUGACGACGCUACCUCUGAAGCUGCCACUGGCCCGUCUGACGACGCUACCUCUGAAGCUGCCACUGGCCCGUCUGACGACGCUACCUCUGAAGCUGCCACUGGCCCGUCUGACGACGCUACCUCUGAAGCUGCCACUGGCCCGUCUGACGACGCUACCUCUGAAGCUGCCACUGGCCCGUCUGACGACGCUACCUCUGAAGCUGCCACUGGCCCGUCUGACGACGCUACCUCUGAAGCUGCCACUGGCCCGUCUGACGACGCUACCUCUGAAGCUGCCACUGGCCCGUCUGACGACGCUACCUCUGAAGCUGCCACUGGCCCGUCUGACGACGCUACCUCUGAAGCUGCCACUGGCCCGUCUGACGACGCUACCUCUGAAGCUGCCACUGGCCCGUCUGACGACGCUACCUCUGAAGCUGCCACUGGCCCGUCUGACGACGCUACCUCUGAAGCUGCCACUGGCCCGUCUGACGACGCUACCUCUGAAGCUGCCACUGGCCCGUCUGACGACGCUACCUCUGAAGCUGCCACUGGCCCGUCUGACGACGCUACCUCUGAAGCUGCCACUGGCCCGUCUGACGACGCUACCUCUGAAGCUGCCACUGGCCCGUCUGACGACGCUACCUCUGAAGCUGCCACUGGCCCGUCUGACGACGUUACCUCUGAAGCUGCCACUGGCCCGUCAGACGACGCUACCGCUGAAGCUGCCACUGUCCCGUCUGACGACGCUACCGCUGAAGCUGCCACUGUCCCGUCUGACGACGCUACCGCUGAAGCUGCCACUGUCCCGUCUGACGACGCUACCUCUGAAGCUGCCACUGUCCCGUCUGACGACGCUACCUCUGAAGCUGCCACUGUCCCGUCUGACGACGCUACCUCUGAAGCUGCCACUGUCCCGUCUGACGACGCUACCUCUGAAGCUGCCACUGUCCCGUCUGACGACGCUACCUCUGAAGCUGCCACUGUCCCGUCUGACGACGCUACCUCUGAAGCUGCCACUGUCCCGUCUGACGACGCUACCUCUGAAGCUGCCACUGUCCCGUCUGACGACGCUACCUCUGAAGCUGCCCCUGUCCCGUCUGACGACGCUACCGCUGAAGCUGCCACUGUCCCGUCUGACGACGCUACCGCUGAAGCUGCCACUGUCCCGUCUGACGACGCUACCGCUGAAGCUGCCACUGUCCCGUCUGACGACGCUACCUCUGAAGCUGCCACUGUCCCGUCUGACGACGCUACCUCUGAAGCUGCCACUGUCCCGUCUGACGACGCUGCCACUGUCCCGUCUGACGACGCUACCUCUGAAGCUGCCACUGUCCCGUCUGACGACGCUACCUCUGAAGCUGCCACUGUCCCGUCUGACGACGCUACCUCUGAAGCUGCCACUGUCCCGUCUGACGACGCUACCUCUGAAGCUGCCACUGUCCCGUCUGACGACGCUACCUCUGAAGCUGCCACUGUCCCGUCUGACGACGCUACCUCUGAAGCUGCCACUGGUCCGUCUGACGAUCCUACCGCCACCUCUGAAGCUGCCACUGGCCCGUCUGACGAUCCUACCGCCACCUCUGAAGCUGCCACUGGCCCGUCUGACGAUCCUACCGCCACCUCUGAAGCUGCCACUGGCCCGUCUGACGACGCCACCUCUGAAGCUGCCACUGGCCCGUGUGACGACGCUGCCAAUGGCCCGUGUGACGACGCUGCCACUGGCCCGUCUGACGACGCCACCUCUGAAGCUGCCACUGGCCGGUCUGACGACGCUAGCGCUGCCACUGAUCCGUCUGACGAUGCUACCGCUACCUCGGAAGCUGCCACUGGCCCGUCUGACGACGCUACCUCGGAAGCUGCCACUGGCCCGUCUGACGACGCUACCUCGGAAGCUGCCACUGGCCCGUCUGACGACGCUACCUCGGAAGCUGCCACUGGCCCGUCUGACGACGCUACCUCGGAAGCUGCCACUGGCCCGUCUGACGACGCUACCUCGGAAGCUGCCACUGGCCCGUCUGACGACGCUACCUCGGAAGCUGCCACUGGCCCGUCUGACGACGCUACCUCGGAAGCUGCCACUGGCCCGUCUGACGACGCUACCUCGGAAGCUGCCACUGGCCCGUCUGACGACGCUACCUCGGAAGCUGCCACUGGCCCGUCUGACGACGCUACCUCGGAAGCUGCCACAGGCCCGUCUGACGACGCUACCUCGGAAGCUGCCACAGGCCCGUCUGACGACGCUACCUCGGAAGCUGCCACAGGCCCGUCUGACGACGCUACCUCGGAAGCUGCCACAGGCCCGUCUGACGACGCUACCUCGGAAGCUGCCACUGGCCCGUCUGACGACGCUACCUCUGAAGCUGCCACUGGCCCGUCUGACGACGCUACCUCUGAAGCUGCCACUGGCCCGUCUGACGACGCUACCUCUGAAGCCGCCACUGGCUCGUCUGACAACGCUACAUCUGACGCCGCCACUGGCCCGUCUGACGACGCCGCCACUGGCCCGUCUGACGACGCCGCCACUGGCCCGUCUGACGACGCCGCCACUGGCCCGUCUGACGACGCCGCCACUGGCCCGUCUGACGACGCUACCUCUGAAGCUGCCACUGGCCCGUCUGACGACGCUACCUCUGAAGCUGCCACUGGCCCGUCUGACGACGCUACCUCUGAAGCUGCCACUGGCCCGUCUGACGAUCCUACCGCCACCUCUGAAACUGCCACUGGCCCGUCUGACGAUCCUACCGCCACCUCUGAAGCUGCCACUGGCCCGUCUGACGAUCCUACCGCCACCUCUGAAGCUGCCACUGGCCCGUCUGACGACGCCACCUCUGAAGCUGCCACUGGCCCGUCUGACGACGCCACCUCUGAAGCUGCCACUGGCCCGUCUGACGACGCCACCUCUGAAGCUGCCACUGGCCCGUCUGACGACGCCACCUCUGAAGCUGCCACUGGCCCGUCUGACGACGCCACCUCUGAAGCUGCCACUGGCCCGUCUGACGACGCCACCUCUGAAGCUGCCACUGGCCCGUCUGACGAUCCUACCGCCACCUCUGAAGCUGCCACUGGCCCGUCUGACGACGCCACCUCUGAAGCUGCCACUGGCCCGUGUGACGACGCUGCCACUGGCCCGUGUGACGACGCUGCCACUGGCCCGUCUGACGACGCCACCUCUGAAGCUGCCACUGGCCGGUCUGACGACGCUAGCGCUGCCACUGAUCCGUCUGACGAUGCUACCGCUACCUCGGAAGCUGCCACUGGCCCGUCUGACGACGCUACCUCGGAAGCUGCCACUGGCCCGUCUGACGACGCUACCUCGGAAGCUGCCACUGGCCCGUCUGACGACGCUACCUCGGAAGCUGCCACUGGCCCGUCUGACGACGCUACCUCGGAAGCUGCCACUGGCCCGUCUGACGACGCUACCUCGGAAGCUGCCACUGGCCCGUCUGACGACGCUACCUCGGAAGCUGCCACAGGCCCGUCUGACGACGCUACCUCUGAAGCUGCCACUGGCCCGUCUGACGACGCUACCUCUGAAGCCGCCACUGGCCCGUCUGACGACGCUACCUCUGAAGCCGCCACUGGCUCGUCUGACAACGCUACAUCUGACGCCGCCACUGGCCCGUCUGACGACGCCGCCACUGGCCCGUCUGACGACGCCGCCACUGGCCCGUCUGACGACGCCGCCACUGGCCCGUCUGACGACGCCGCCACU